Messenger RNA from Saccharomycodes ludwigii, 996 nucleotides. Its product is annotated as type I glyceraldehyde-3-phosphate dehydrogenase. The record is from RefSeq and is a predicted model, not a curated record. Gene Ontology annotation, biological process: glucose metabolic process. Bases 1 to 996 code for a protein of 331 amino acids. Gene Ontology annotation, molecular function: NAD binding; NADP binding; oxidoreductase activity, acting on the aldehyde or oxo group of donors, NAD or NADP as acceptor. The transcript has a single exon. Lineage: Eukaryota; Fungi; Ascomycota; Saccharomycetes; Saccharomycodales; Saccharomycodaceae.
AUGGUUAGAGUCGCUAUUAACGGUUUCGGUAGAAUUGGUAGAAUUGUCUUGAGAAUUGCCUUAUCUAGACCAAAUGUUGAAGUUGUUGCUAUCAACGAUCCAUUUGUCUCUGUUGACUACGCUGCUUACAUGUUCAAGUACGAUACCGCUCACGGUAGAUACAAGGGUGAAGUUACCCACGAUGGUAAGAACUUGAUCAUUGACGGUAAGAAAGUUUUGGUCUUUGAGGAAAGAGACCCAGCUCAAUUGCCAUGGGGUGAACACAAGAUCGAUGUUGCUAUUGACUCCACCGGUGUCUUCAAGGAAUUAGACACUGCUCAAAAGCACAUUGACGCUGGUGCCAAGAAGGUUGUUAUCACUGCUCCAUCUUCUACCGCUCCAAUGUUUGUUGUUGGUGUCAACGCUGACAAAUACACCCCAGACUUGAAGAUUGUUUCCAACGCUUCUUGUACCACCAACUGUUUGGCUCCAUUGGCCAAGGUUAUCAACGACAACUUUGGUAUUGCUGAAGGUUUGAUGACCACUGUCCACUCCACCACCGCCACCCAAAAGACUGUCGAUGGUCCAUCCAAGAAGGACUGGAGAGGUGGUAGAGGUGCUUCCGCUAACAUUAUUCCAUCCUCCACCGGUGCUGCCAAGGCUGUCGGUAAGGUUUUGCCAGAAUUGAACGGUAAAUUGACCGGUAUGGCUUUCAGAGUCCCAACCAUUGAUGUUUCCGUUGUUGAUUUGACUGUCAACUUGGAAAAGCCAACCACCUACGAAGAAAUCAAGGCUGUUGUCAAGAAGGCUUCUGAAACCACCAUGAAGGGUGUUUUGGGUUACACUGAAGAAGCUGUUGUUUCCUCUGAUUUCUUGGGUGACGCUCACUCUUCUAUCUUCGAUGCUGCUGCCGGUAUCCAAUUGUCUCCAAAAUUCGUCAAAUUGGUCACCUGGUACGAUAACGAAUUCGGUUACUCCACCAGAGUUGUCGACUUAGUUGAACACGUUGCCAAAUAA